Messenger RNA from Exophiala oligosperma, 5230 nucleotides. RefSeq lists its product as hypothetical. Gene Ontology annotation, molecular function: protein serine/threonine kinase activity; ATP binding. The transcript has 5 exons. Gene Ontology annotation, cellular component: cytosol; cytoplasm; nucleus. Lineage: Eukaryota; Fungi; Ascomycota; Eurotiomycetes; Chaetothyriales; Herpotrichiellaceae. Bases 688 to 3762 code for a protein of 1024 amino acids. The record is from RefSeq and is a predicted model, not a curated record. Gene Ontology annotation, biological process: negative regulation of glycogen biosynthetic process; intracellular signal transduction; protein phosphorylation.
GCUGGUCAUUGUGAUCGACAUUCUUCUUUGCUUCCCACGGUUGUCCUUCUUCUUAAUCAAAUGCCAUUAUUCCGUCCUCGACCUUUGGUCCGAUUAGUCCAUUCAUACUUUCUCUAAAAUAUCCUGGGAAUCACCGGGGGUGUGCUGAUAUCUUUCCUUUUUUUUUCUGGACAAUGUAUUUCGGUGUUUUAUACGGAUAUAUAGCAUUGUGACCAUCACAUUGCACUGAUCAUUCAGCUGGUCCGGACGUGGUGUUGAGAGGGUGUGUUCAGUAUGACCCAAGAUGGACGACAUAGCCAUGGAAACAACACUCCGCCUCUCUCGCCCAUUCUUAGAUCAAGCACACUGGAUGUCCAGACACUGCGGAUCCCAAAGAAUAAGAGCACGUCGAACCUGCCGCCGACCGCAAACGAUGCAUCCUCCUCCUCGUUACUCAAUCCGCGGACACGCUUCUCCUUCGAUGCUGGUACAACGCAGGAGACGAGCAAUCUGAAGAGGUGUGUUCCGGAUGCCAAUAUGGGUGAUUUGAUCUCUGACUGAGACAGAGCCACGCGUCUUGACCAUGAACAUGGACUUGGAAAGUCAGGUCUGCGAAGAAUUAGACGGCCAGGCCCUUCACUGCGGACACCCACUCUGGUCCUGGGAGAUGGCGACUUUCUCGCCUCGCCCCUACACCACUCAAAGACCAUGCCGAUCUCUGGCUCCUCGUCGAGAUCAGUCUCGACUGGACACCUGCUGAGCGGUCCGACGUCUCCUGUUAUCGAGGAUCUUCACCGUUUCCCGUCGGAGUCAUUACACUCGUUUUCUUUUGCCAAACAAUCGGAAGAAUUUCUACAUAGCAGACAAAACAUAUUGCAAAAAUCGGUGGAUUUUGUGCGAGAUCGGUCUCAAUGGGCCAUCAAUCCAGCUCUGGCUGACGCCCAAGCACGAGUCAGCGGUAACGUUGAGGUACAAGGAAUGAUGGAUCUUCUCAAAAAGGCCAACAUUAUACCCAUUGAUACUGGUCGCACCAAUUCUCGAGCUAUCGGAGCAGGGCCUCUCACUGGUCCGGCUCAUCACGACGGACGUAACAUCUUUGAUAAGAGCUUCAGCCAAGAAUUGGAACAAGCACAGAAGGAAGCCGGACUACAAUAUGCAGAAGAUCAAAGCAUUCGGCGCAAAUACUCGCUUGAUAAUGACGACGAGGACGAAGAAUCAUUCCGUGAGCCAGAUCUAGAGAUGAGAAUACCUCCAACGCGGUCUGAUUCUAUGAGCGCCCCUCGACGAACAGCUCUUCGGAGGACCUACACCGACGUACACUCUGUGUCCCUCCAGCAGAAGUUGAUAGAAGCUCUUGCACAGCCUUACUCCACCGAAGAUGGUUCUUAUCCUCAAAGCACUGUGACCGUGUCCAGGAAUAGUGUUCCUACUACACCGGCGGUGGCUAAUCCGUCAAACGUGCACAACCACAGCAGCAAAUGGUCGCCAACUCACCAAGCCGUCUUUCGGACUGAGGGGGAUGCUCCGUGGACUAUUCUAGCUGCCAACGAUCUGGCCUGCCUUAUCUUCGGCAUCUCACGAGCCGAGGUGCGUUCCCUUAGCAUUCUGGGAAUUAUACAGGAAGAAAGAAGACAAUGGCUAGAGACCAGGCUUGCUCGCCCCGAAGAGCCUGCAGAAGACAUACGUCCAACCCCGUCCAAGAACGGGACGGGAAGCGCAAGCAUGUCAUUGAUUGGGUCUAAAAGCGGUAUUACAGCUAGACUGCUUAGUAAAGCUCCCUCUAGAGCUAACAAACCUUCAGACACAAGAGCAAAGACGGUUGACGGUUCUGGUGGCUACAGCCGUUCAAAACCUAUGAACCACCAGCCUACCAAAUCCAGAGGCGUUCUCCUCUGUGGCGAUAUCGUGCCUAUUCAGAGACGCGAUGGCACCAAAGGAGCAGCAAGCUUCUGGGUCAUGGAGAAGCGAGGCGGUCUCAUCUGGGUAGUAGAAGAGAUUGCCGAGGAUGUUGCAUAUGUGAACGUCGAUGAUGAUGGCACAGUCAAAGAUGCCUAUGGAGACGUCGAAGCCAUCUGGGGGCAAUCGGCCCUUGAAGGUCUUCCAUUGCAAAGCCUGCUUCCCAAGUUCCCUCUGAAAGAUGUGAAUACAUUUGAUAAGCUUCAUCCAGGGUUUUAUACAGCUAGAACGGCUGAACAUGUGAAUGUUCCCACAACGGUCGAGAAGUCACCUACGGAAAAUCAGCUUCGAGUUUCGAGUUUGCCACACAUCGCCGGUGUGAUGGUUCUCAAUCCAGACAACCUGAAGAUCAGCAGCUCCAACAACAUCUUUGCCGCCGCGUUGUUUGGCUAUGAGAAGCCUGAGGGCCUGAAAUUUACCACUCUCAUCCCAAGUUUCGGUGACAUGCUGAACAUCUUGGCCAGCGAAGACGACGUUCAGCUGUCGGAUGGAAUUGUGAUACCGGAGCACAGUUUUCGUCGAGCUCGUGGUCUCCUCGCACUACGCGAAGGAUACGAAAACCCAACCGAUAUCUUUCUGCGGCCCUGCGGACUACCGGCGAAACAUCAUGAUGGCUCUGAUAUUAUGGUUGACGUCCAGAUGCGAGUGGUUCGAAGUGAGUCUGUGUUCCCAAUGUCCGACGAUGCUAUCAUUGAAGAGAAGGAAGAUGAAGAUCUCAGUGGAUCAAGCGUUGCAGUGGCCGAACUUGUCUACGCCGUCUGGAUAAUCUACUCUCGAAAUAUUCAUUCCGCCGGGAUGAUAGGAUCCAGCACUGGCCCUGAGCCCCAGUCACGUCCUAUGUCACCGCCUUCUCAACCAGAGCCGCCGACUUCUCUGCCAUCUCCGCCACCCACAAGGUCCACUGACAGUCCCCAAACGUCAAUUCCCUCGGAUGAGCCGGAUGAGGCAGAGUCAAUUGCUAUGGAUGAGCCCUUGGACCAUCCACCUCCCCACACUCCGUACAUACCGCAUGAAAGAAAGACAAUCGACGACUUUACGAUCUUGGAGGAAAUGGGAUCCGGUGCAUAUGGCCAAGUGAAGCUUGCUCGCUAUAAACGAGGAGAGGCCAGGAAGAUGGUGCUGAAGUAUGUAACCAAGAAACGCAUCCUGGUCGAUACAUGGACCAGAGAUCGGCGUUUGGGCACUGUACCGUUGGAAAUCCAUGUUCUUGAUUACCUUCGCCGUGAUGGACUUCGCCAUCCAAACAUAGUGGAGAUGAUCGACUUUUUUGAGGAUGACGUGAAUUACUACAUUGAAAUGUUGCCGCAUGGCAUUCCAGGCAUGGAUCUGUUCGACUACAUUGAACUCCGGACGAAUAUGACGGAAACAGAGAGUCAAAGUAUUUUCCGCCAGGUUGUCGAUGCCAUUCACCACUUACACACCAAAGCGCUUGUGGUCCACCGCGACAUCAAGGACGAAAAUGUUGUGCUGGACGGAGAGGGUCGCAUAAAAUUGAUCGACUUCGGAAGUGCUGCUUACAUCAAGAACGGACCCUUCGAUGUCUUUGUCGGCACUAUAGAUUAUGCUGCACCAGAAGUUCUGCAAGGGAAGCGAUAUGGAGGCAAAGAACAGGAUGUGUGGGCAUUGGGGAUUUUGCUGUACACGAUCGCGUACAAGGAGAAUCCGUUCUAUAACUUGGACGAAAUACUCGACCACCCCUUACGAGUUCCGUAUCUGCCGUUCUCUGAGGAGUGCCUAGAUCUCAUUCGAAGAAUGCUCGACAGGGAUGUCGAGAAAAGAAUUACGAUUGAGGCAGUGCGGGACGACGUGUGGCUCGAGGACGAUUGAUGAAAGCUUGGUCGGGGACUUUUUGCUCCUUCGACAGCGUUUGUUCUUCGCAAGAUGAUACGAGCGCGAUGAUAUCUACGAUUAGGGACGCCAUAUAAAUCACGAAUUCGGAUGAUAGGCAAAUUGAUUUGAAGGCGAAACAAUGACAGCGAACAUGUUGGAUAUUCAUGACCCCCAUGAGGCAAUAAAAGAAAAGCCUUUGGGACGGAGAGGGUGACGGCGGGUACUUGAUAUCACCAUGGAAACAUUGCGAUGCAAGAACGACAAGACGAAGACUUUGUAGAAAAGAUACAUGGGGUAGGGAUCGAACGUCGAGAUCGAAAAUCGCCGUUCGGUAGGCCCGGUGCAGUUGUGCUCCGGAAGAGGCGCGCCAGCCGUGUAUCAAAUAUUCGUCAACGUGAGCUUGUGUUAAGCGGAACAGCAUGAUCAAUAUCAUUCAACGUUCCAGCCAGGAUUUUAUUUCUGGUGCUAUGAAUAGGCCCAGGACACCAACAGAACACUUUGAAUUCUGCCACAUCUCGAAGGCAGGCUGACAACCAGGACAUCGCAUCUUAUCAGCAUGGUAAGCCAAUGAACACUGUACAGCUUGCGUGCAGCUCUCGAGGACGGCCUGCUUCGACAAGGGUCAGAUGCACAAUGCAAGGGCAAGAGGCCUUUAGAGAUCUUUCUAGGGCAUUACCGCUCUCGGGACGGAGCUCUUCAUCACACCGGUAUUGUAUUGGAGCAUACCCCGAAGUGUUCUCUCUGGGACGCCUCUGCUAGCGACAGCUUUGCAUUUCGCCGAUGCCCAAGAGGCUGGGGCGUCUCCAAGAUGGUAACAGGACGAGGGUCUGGACAGGGAACCUGGGGCCAGGUGCUUGAACUGCUGCAUGGUUCACGAAUCCGAGGUCCACGGAUGUCUGUGCUCUCGCUUUCUCUGGCUAGUCCAGGCGAGAGGUUGCCACGCGGGAUUCCAGCCCAUCGACGCUGGGUUGAAUCGGGUCUGGCUCUGGAUACUCGUAGCGGACCGGGUGGGCGUGCGAGACCAGGACACUGCACGUCUUUCUCUCCACUUGGGUAUUUCCUUGAUGGCUUUGUGGAGAGCAACGGUGCAUCAAAGAACGUCGAUUCGACACAAGUUGAUAUGGAUUCAGGUCGUUCCCUCGGGUAAGUGAGGAUAAUGCGACGCCACUCUGAGGCGAUUGGGGUAACAAGGGUCCAAGCCACGGCGGAAGAGCUACAGCACACGCGCCCGGUUGUCCCACAAGAUGCCACCGCGAGGGAGACGCAAAGCCCCUCCUCCUCUGGACUCGUAUACGGGUAUUUUAUCGUUCAUGCUCCGUAGGGUGUGAAUUUAGCCAUAUAAGCGAGGUGGACAAUGCCGAGAGUCACCAUGGCGUACGAGGAUCGAAAGGGCCAUUGAUGCCUUGUUCUGCUGACUUUGAGGGAUUGGAUGAUUCCCUGUUUUUGUACCGAAUACCAAGUAACG